AUGCCUGGGGCGAACCCUUUUAAAGUGCUUGACAACAACAACCUAUUUCUGAUCAGGAACAAGGAAAAGGAGCGCAGGAAACUGGUGUGUAUGUGUGUCCAUGUGUGUGUGCGACAAUAAAUAUUUUUGAGUCAUUAUUAUCGAUUCAAUACAAUUGUUAACAAUGCAACUUGGGCCAGGAUUCAAUCCGAUCGUAGGGUGUCUGGCAUUGCGUUUUUUAAAGGCAAUAUCCGAUUGAGCCGACAUAUGCAGUGUUUACCGUUAAUGGGAUCUCCGCGAACGCGGUAACAUUCCCUUUAAAAGCUACAAUGUCUAUAACCUGAGAUCUGUAUAUAAUGAUGAGAUGCUCAUACCUUCGCCAUAACAAUGGGAGUAGUUGUCCCAAAGGCAGGAAGGUAGGUGACAAGCUUAGGUCCAAAAUAAGUGGCCUUAUUUUGGACAGAUUUUGGAAAAAGUGAAACCUCUCGCUUCGGCUCUUCCUCUCUGCUAUAACCCACGAUUGGAUUGAAUCCUGGCCCUGGUUUGAAUCCCAGCCAAAAUCAUGUUUUAUUCAGUGCAUUACACAUAUAGUUACUUUUUAGUUACCUCUGUCCAACUGGUAUCUGUCCAACAUCAUUUAAAAUCACGCACCUAUUUUCUUUCCAGGAGCUGCAGAGCCAGUUGGGUUUGCGGGUCCAUGAGAAGGUGACCUAUGCGGGCCGUAUGAAGGCCAAGCAGGGUGACCUCCGCAGGGAGCUGAGAGAGGGGCUGGAGGAGGACACAGCCCAGCCAGGAGGGGAGGAGAGCAGGCCGGCCCAGCAACAAAACACCCCUGCCUGGAGGGUGGCCAUGAUCAAAGGUGCACACACACCAACACACACCAUGUUGCCUCACCAUAAUUGACAUAUUAUGACACACGCUUUAGGUCUAUACACACACAUACUGUAUAGUGUAGGCCUAAACACAAAGGCUUGCACUGGAGUCAUUGACACAACUGAAAUAAUUCUUAUGGUCAAUCAAGAGCACUGAAAAUACAGACUGCAAAACAAUACUUUUUAUUUUCCUCUUUGCCUUUAUACUUAACCUCAGGCCCAUCGUUUGACAAUGCCAUGCUAUUUCAAUUUUAAAGUUGUAUUAGUCGUAUAUACGGGAUACACAUGGUACAGAUGUCAGAUCUUAACUUGGGCCUAGAUUCAAUCAGCUCAAGCGUUAACCGGCGAUAGCAGACACCCGCAUAGCGGAUGUUUUGGCAGUGUCAGAGGUGGAACUGCAGUUGGAGCCAUCAAAUCGGUGAGCAGCUGCUCUUGCAAUCAUUGUCAUGAAGCCACACCUGCCCCACGCUUGUUAGAAGUUCAGAGCGAGAAAGUGUAAGCUAUAUAGAAAUAAUUACACUCAAAUUGAAAAAUUAUUAAACAAAAUAAUGAGGAUUUCUGUCAUCCUAAUCGAGGUGUAGAUUACAUCUCACAUUCCAGUGUUCAAACUUGUAAACAAGGCUGCAUGGGAUUUCUGUUAAUGUGACUCCUCUGCAUGGGAUUUCUGUUAAUGUGACUCCUCUGCAUGGGAUUUCUGUUAAUGUGACUCCUCUGCAUGGGAUUUCUGUUAAUGUGACUCCUCUGCAUGGGAUUUCUGUUAAUGUGACUCCUCUGCAUGGGAUUUCUGUUAAUGUGACUCGUGCAGCCCUUGGCAAUGUCCACUUUAGGGAUAAUGCCAGGAGACACUUGUGGAUUUGACAGCUCUAACACAGCUAUGCGGAUGUCGGCUAAAGUGGAUCUGAUUGAAUAGAGCCCACGAUCAAUCUUUUGUCAAAGAGAAUUUCCCUACUGCAUCAAAAUGAGAAGUUCUCUUUCUCUCCAUGCGGGGGCAGUUGAGUCAUUGGGAUCAGGGCUUGCUAUCAAAAUCAUCCUCUCUCUCGCUCAAAUGCUAGGCCUAGGUCCUAUUACAGCAACAUUCAAAAGUACAAAAAUAUAUUUCAAAUGCAGCCAUACACAUCAACAACCGUCGUUUUAUAUAGCUUAUUAACACAAUAUAUAUAUUGGUCUCCACUAGGCUAUGACAUACAAGUGUCAAGUGUAUCCGAAAUGCAGCUGUACAGUAGCCUACCGUAGCCUAUCAAAACUAAUUGCACACAUAGGCCUAUAAUAUCAGAUGUAACGACAAGAUGAAAUUGAGAAUAAUGAGGUAGCCUACGGAAUGGAGCGCGAUGGCGCGUGAAAGCCCAUGAUUUUUUUUUGCUUUACAAUAUAUGUCAUCGAAAAAGAGGAUAGCUUAAGGGUUCUAGCGAACCUAAUGUUACCAAUCAACUGUCAAAAUGUAGCUCAAUUGUGGACUGGGGUGGUCUAGUGGUUAUGGCUGCUUCCUUCAGCGCUCACAUGAAGGCUUACUGUGUUGGCAUGGGUUCGAUUCUGGCCCAUGCCCUUCUGGCACAAAUAACUCAAUCCCCCCAUUGACUUGAUUUAGUUACACAUUUCAGAUAUUUUACCCCGAUCUUCAUAAGAAAUGAUCAUACCAGACACUUUUAUAGACAGUUGUAUUUAAUAGGUAACAUAAAUAGGAAACAAAUAAAAUAAGAACAGUAGGCUACACCAACAGUAGUUUCCAUUCAUACGAAGUGUAAGCGAGGAAAUACUUUAUUUCAAUUGUAUGGAAUGCUUGUCAAAUAGAUCAAUCGCCCUUAGUCUGUUCAAAAAGUUGUUCCGAUGACAAUACCAACCAGAGGGUGAACAUAUCUUGAAAGACUUUGGUAGCAAGCAGGACUAAGGUAACAAUGACAUCUUUUAGGGAAUGGUAAUGAGGUGACCAAUAAUGGUUACAAUUUAGAUCAGCUGUGCGGAUUAAUUUAGAAUUUAUUGAUGGUUUGAACAGCUUGUUGAACAGCUGAUUUCACCAUCCCCAUUCCUGCAAUUUGCGCCAACCCUGUCUCUUUAAGCACGCAACAAUGAUUUGGUCCUUAUCGUUCAAGAAUCUGGCACUUUGCCGCACCCAUGUGUUAAUGUUAAAAUCCUCCCACUGCUAAAUGACAUAAUAUAAGGCCUAGCCUAGAUCGUCAUCAUACUGUAUUAUCAUUAUAUUAUACAAGCCUAUUAUUAUUUUUUCUUAAAUAUAUUUUUAAGGAAUGGGGCAGUCCCACUCCUGUCAUAGUUUUUUUGUGCUUUUAUUGAAGAGAUAAACCAGUGUUGGAAAUACAGGGAAGGUAGGGGGAGGGGGAGUCAAAGGGCAGUGGGCCGGAUUCAAUCCCAUGCCAACUCUGACAUAUGUGUGACGGGGCCCGCGGCUGUAACCACUGGACCACAUAGGCACUGAGGCCACAAAUAAUUGAUUCUGCCUAUUGCUUGCUUGAAUGUACGCCCAGUGGACCUGCAGUCUAAAAAUAGCCUGCAUAGCCUAUAAACACAACAAGACUGAUGGAACAGAUCACAACGUUAAGCUUAGAAUGUUGAUAAACAAUAAUUUUUUCACAUUAUAAGCAAUGCACACAUGGUAAUACGCGUGAAUGUUCCAAAAUGCAAGUAGCCAGAAAACACCGGUCUAAUGCGCACCACACAUGCCAGCAGUUUCAUAUGACAGAGAUGGAAAUACAUACAGUAUCUGUAAAAUAUUCAGAAUGAGGGGAGAUCUAUUUCAGUAGGCUUAGUGCACUUAUUAGCCUAUUAAAUCACUGUCCUGCACAAAUCAAUGAGCCAUCAUCAUCACGUGUUCUCUCCCAGUAUGCAUAGCCGAAUUACGGAUACCAUCCUAUAUUUAAGAGUAAUCCCCCCAGCCCUGCCCCUUUUUUUGCACGCUGUCGGGACCACCAUUGGACUGGUAUAAAUUGUACAAAUUGCUAGUUGGGCCUUGGGGUGGGGGCUAGGGUUGAAUAUUCUCCCAGUAUUUUACAAAUGUUCCAUCCCGAGAGUAAAUCACUUUUCUCCUGGGUAACCCAGUAUUUCCCGCCAAAACCGGAAGUGUCAUUCAAAGCAUUAUAAAGCAUAUAAAGAGGCCUAUGUUUGGAUUUGAUUAGAGCUUUGAUCGAAAUGUCAAGCCUGAUGCUACCUGAGCCUGAUGAGCCAUACAUUAAAUACAUUUUAUGAGCCCUACAUUAAAACCUCUACGGGAUCGGUGUCCCUUAUAUGGGACGGUUGUUGCUCAAUAUUCGAUAUGAGACUAGAAUGGUGUUGUAAACAACAGCCAACUUUCCGGGACAUAAACAUGUCUUAUAUGGGCAGAAAGCUUAAAUUAUUGUUAAUCUAACUGCAGUGUCCAAUUUACAGUAGCUAUUACAGCUAAAAAAAUAUCAUGUUAUUGUUUGAGGAUAGUGCACAACAACAAAACACUUUUCUCAUGGCAACUGGUUUGGUACAGUCACAUCUGAAGGUAAAUAAUGUACUUACAUUCAGUAAUCUUGCUCUGAUUUGUCAUCCCAGAGAUAGAAUGUUGUGUAGUUUUGUUUGAUAAAUCUAUUUUUAUAUUCAAAUGUAGGAACUGGGUUCUACAAUUUGACCUCUGACUCCACACCCACCCCGCCCGGCCAUCUAGAUGUGUGAAGAUUAGUGUAGUUUCUGUAGGGAAGCUAAUGAUCCAUCAUUUAUGACAUUCCUGGGAGUGUGCAAACAAAAUGUUGUAUUACCAUAGCAUUUUUGUAUGUUCUCUAUAGUUAUGUACUUGAAAACCAAUUCGACACAUUUGGGAAAACUCCUGGCAGACUUGAUACAAAAUAUUGUGUAGUGAUGUAAUUCUUCACUGGAUCCGUCUGAAACUUUGCAAACACACUGCUGCCAUAUGGUGGACAACAUCUAAAUUACAUCUAUAAUCCUACAUCACUGUCUAGCCUUUCUCUUGCAUUUCAAAGAUGAUGCAAAAUAUAUAUAUAUAUAUAUAUAUAACGCAUGUUUUAUUGUUUGUAUUAUCUUUUUACCAGAUCUAAUAUGUUAUAUUCUCCUACGUUAAUUUCACAUUUCCACAAACUUCAAAGUGUUUCCUUUCAAAUGAUAUCAAAAAUAUGCAUAUCCUUGCUUCAGGUCCUGAGCUACAGGCAGUUAGAUUUGGGUAUGUCAUUUUAGGCGAAAAUUGAAAAAAAGGGUCAGAUCCUUAAGAGGUUAAAGAUAUUUAAUGCCCAAAUGAUUUUUCCAUUAUCCAAUACAUACAGUGCAUUCGGAAAGUAUUUAGACCCCUUGACUUUUUCCACAUUUUGUUACGUUACAGCCUUAUUCUAAAGUUUUUUACCCCCUCAUCAAUCUACACACAAUACCCCAUAAUGACAAAGCAAAAACUGGUUUUUAUAAAUUUGUGCAAAAAAUAAAUAAAAAUAAACGGAAAUAUCACAUUUACAUAAGUAUUCAGACCCUUUACUCAGUACUUUGUUGAAGCACCUUUGGCAGCGAUUACAGCCUUGAGUCUUAUAAUAAUAUGCCAUUUAGCAGACGCUUUUAUCCAAAGCGACUUACAGUCAUACGUGCAUACAUAUUUUUUUUUUUGUGUAUGGGUGGUCCCGGGGAUCGAACCCACUACCUUGGCGUUACAAGCGCCGUGCCCUACCAGCUGAGCUACUGAGAACCACGCUUCUUGGGUAUGACGCUACAAGCUUGGCACACCUGUAUUUAGGGACUUUCUUCCAUUCUUCUCUGCAAAUCCUCUCAAGAUCUGUCAGGUUGGAUGGGGAGCGUCGCUGCACAGCUAUUUUUAGGUCUCUCCAGAGAUGUUCGAUCAGGUUAAAGUCUGGGCUCUGGCUGGGCCACUCAAGGACAUUCAGAGACUUGUCCUGAAGCCACUCCUGCGAUGUCUUGGUUGUGUGCUUAGGGUCGUUGUCCUUUUGGAAGGUGCACCUUUGUCCCAGUUUGAGGUCUUGAGCAGGUUUUCAUCAAGGAUCUCUCUGUACUUUACUCCGUUCAUCUUUUCCUCGAUGCUGACUAGUCUCCCAGUCCCUGCCACUGAAAAACAUCCCCACAGCAUGAUGCUGCCACCACCAUGUUUCACCGUAGGGAUGGUUCCAGGUUUCCUCCAGACGUGACGCUUGGCAUUCAGGCCAAAGAGUUCAAUCUUGGUUUCAUCAGACCAGAGAAUCUUGUUUUUCAUGGUCUGAGAGUCCUUUAGGUGCCUUUUGGCAAACUCCAAGCGGGCUGUCAUGUGCCUUUUACUGAGGAGUUGCUUCCGUCAGGCCACUCUACUAUAAAUGCCUGAUUGGUGGAGUAAUGCAGAGAUGGUUGUCCUUCUUGAAGGUUCUCCCAUUUCCACAGAGGAACUCUGGAGCUCUGUCAGAGUGACAAUCAAAUUAUUGGUCACAUCCCUGACCAAGGCCCUUCUCCCCCGAUUGCUCAGUUUGGCCGGGCAGCCAGCUCUAGGAAGAGUCUUGGUGGUUUCAAACUUCUUCCAUUUAAAAAGGAUGGCGGCCACUGUGUUCUUGGGGACCUUCAAUGCUGCAGACAUUUUUUGGUACCCUUCCCCAGAUCUGUGUCUCGACACAAUCCUGUCUCUGAGCUCUACGGACAAUUCCUUCGACCUCAUGGCUUGGUUUUUCCUCUGACAUGCACUGUCAACUGUGGAACCUUAUAUAGACAAGUGUGUGCCUUUCCAAAUAAUGUCCAAUCAAUUGAAUUUACCACAGGUGGACUCAUAUGAAGUUAUAGAAACAUCUCAAGGAUGGUCAAUGGAAACAGGAUGCACCUGAGCUCAAUUUCGAGUCUCAUAGCAAAGAGUCUGAAUACUUAUGUAAAUAAGGUAUUUCUGUUGUUUAUGUUUAAUAAAUUUGCCAUGAAAAAGCAGGGGGAGAACAUGUGAUUCUGGUGCAGCACAUGGCGGCCUACAAAUUUACAAGUAUAGGCUAGCGAAUUUAAUUUUAAUUUUGAAAUAUAAUAAUAGGGCCUAUUUGUAUAAUUAGUAGGCUUUCAUAACAUUUAUCCUAAUGUUAUUAGCAUACCUCCUCUUUCUCUCUCUACUGUUUUUAUUUUUAUUUUUAUUUUAUUUUAUUUUAUUUUUAGGGGGUAGAUCAGCUUAAUAUUGCAGAUAGACUGUAACUUCCAUCAAUGUAAUUGUCUGCAUCACUUCCAAUCCCCCAUGUUUAUAUAUAUAUACAUACAGUGGGGAGAAAAGGUUUUUUAUACACUUUCGAUUUUGCAGGUUUUCCUACUUACAUAGCAUGUAGAGGUCUGUAAUUUUUAUCAUAGGUACACUUCAACUGUGAGAGACGGAAUCUUACAAAAAUCCAGAAAAUCACAUUGUAUGAUUUUUAAGUAAUUAAUUUGCAUUUUAUUGCAUGACAUAAGUACUUGAUACAUCAGAAAAGCAGAACUUAAUAUUUGGUACAGAAACCUUUGUUUGCAAUUACAGAGAUCAUACGUUUCCUGUAGGUCUUGACCAGGUUUGCAUACACUGCAGCAGGGAUUUGGUCCCACUCCUCCAUACAGACCUUCUCCAGAUCCUUCAGGUUUCGGGGCUGUCGCUGGGCAAUACCGACUUUCAGCUCCCUGCAAAGAUUUUCUAUUGGGUUCAGGUCUGGAGACUGGCUAGGCCACUCCAGGACCUUGAGAUGCUUCUUACGGAGCCACUCCUUAGUUGCCCUGGCUGUGUGUUUCGGGUCGUUGUCAUGCUGGAAGACCCAGCCACGACCCAUCUUCAAUGCUCUUACUGAGGGAAGGAGGUUGUUGGCCAAGAUCUCGCGAUACAUGGCCCCAUCCAUCCUCCCCUCAAUACGGUGCAGUCGUCCUGUCCCCUUUGCAGAAAAGCAUCCCCAAAGAAUGAUGUUUCCACCAUGCUUCACGGUUGGGAUGGUGUUCUUGGGGUUGUACUCAUCCUUCUUCUUCCUCCAAACACGGCGAGUGGAGUUUAGACCAAAAAGCUAUAUUUUUGUCUCAUCAGACCACAUGACCUUCUCCCAUUCUCCCUCUGGAUCAUCCAGAUGGUCAUUGGCAAACUUCAGACGGGCCUGGACAUGCGCUGGCUUGAGCAGGGGGACCUUGCGUGCGCUGCAGGAUUUUAAUCCAUGACGGCGUAGUGUGUUACUAAUGGUUUUCUUUGAGACUGUGGUCCCAGCUCUCUUCAGGUCAUUGACCAGGUCCUGCCGUGUAGUUCUGGGCUGAUCCCUCACCUUCCUCAUGAUCAUUGAUGCCCCACGAGGUGAGAUCUUGCAUGGAGCCCCAGACCGAGGGUGAUUGACCGUCAUCUUGAACUUCUUCCAUUUUCUAAUAAUUGCGCCAACAGUUGUUGCCUUCUCACCAAGCUGCUUGCCUAUUGUCCUGUAGCCCAUCCCAGCCUUGUGCAGGUCUACAAUUGUAUCCCUGAUGUCCUUACAAUGGUCUUGGCCAUUGUGGAGAGGUUGGAGUCUGUUUGAUUGAGUGUGUGGACGGGUGUCUUUUAUACAGGUAACGAGUUCAAACAGGUGCAGUUAAUAAAGGUAAUGAGUGGAGAACAGGAGGGCUUCUUAAAGAAAAACUAACAGGUCUGUGAGAGCCGGAAUUCUUACUGGUUGGUAGGUGAUCAAAUACUUAUCUCAUGCAAUAAAAUGCAAAUGAAUUACUUAAAAAUCAUACAAUGUGAUUUUCUGAAUUUUGUUUUAGAAUCCGUCUCUCACAGUUGAAGUGUACCUAUGAUAAAAAUGACAGACCUCUACAUGCUUUGUAAGUAGGAAAACCUGCAAAAUCGGCAGUGUAUCAAAUACUUGUUCUCCCCACUGUAUAUACACAUAUACUGUACAUAUAUACACAUAUAUACACACAUACACACACAUACACAUAUACAUACAUACAUACAUACAUACAUACAUACAGUGGGGGAAAAAAGUAUUUAGUCAGCCACCAAUUGUGCAAGUUCUCCCACUUAAAAAGAUGAGAGAGGCCUGUAAUUUUCAUCAUAGGUACACGUCAACUAUGACAGACAAAAUGAGAAAAAAAUCCAGAAAAUCACAUUGUAGGAUUUUUUAUGAAUUUAUUUGCAAAUUAUGGUGAAAAAAUAAGUAUUUGGUCAAUAACAAAAGUGUCUCAAUACUUUGUUAUAUACCCUUUGUUGGCAAUGACACAGGUCAAACGUUUUCUGUAAGUCUUCACAAGGUUUUCACACACUGUUGCUGGUAUUUUGGCCCAUUCCUCCAUGCAGAUCUCCUCUAGAGCAGUGAUGUUUUGGGGCUGUCGCUGGGCAACAUGGACUUUCAACUCCCUCCAAAGAUUUUCUAUGGGGUUGAGAUCUGGAGACUGGCUAGGCCACUCCAGGACCAUGAAAUGCUUCUUUCGAAGCCACUCCUUCGUUGCCCGGGCGGUGUGUUUGGGAUCAUUGUCAUGCUGAAAGACCCAGCCACGUUUCAUCUUCAAUGCCCUUGCUGAUGGAAGGAGGUUUUCACUCAAAAUCUCACGAUACAUGGCCCCAUUCAUUCUUUCCUUUACACGGAUCAGUCGUCCUGGUCCCUUUGCAGAAAAACAGCCCCAAAGCAUGAUGUUUCCACCCCAUGCUUCACAGUAGGUAUGGUGUUCUUUGGAUGCAACUCAGCAUUCUUUGUCCUCCAAACACGACAAGUUGAGUUUUUACCAAAACGUUCUAUUUUGGUUUCAUCUGACCAUAUGACAUUCUCCCAAUCCUCUUCUGGAUCAUCCAAAUGCACUCUAGCAAACUUCAGACGGGCCUGGACAUGUACUGGCUUAAGCAGGGGGACACGUCUGGCACUGCAGGAUUUGAGUCCCUGGCGGCGUAGUGUGUUACUGAUGGUAGGCUUUGUUACAUUGGUCCCAGCUCUCUGCAGGUCAUUCACUAGGUCCCCCCGUGUGGUUCUGGGAUUUUUGCUCACCGUUCUUGUGAUCAUUUUGACCCCACGGGGUGAGAUCUUGUGUGGAGCCCCAGAUCGAGGGAGAUUAUCAGUGGUCUUGUAUGUCUUCCAUUUCCUAAUAAUUGCUCCCACAGUUGAUUUCUUCAAACCAAGCUGCUUACCUAUUGCAGAUUCAGUCUUCCCAGCCUGGUGCAGGUCUACAAUUUUGUUUCUGAUGUCCUUUGACAGCUCUUUGGUCUUGGCCAUAGUGGAGUUUGGAGUGUGACUGUUUGAGGUUGUGGACAGGUGUCUUUUAUACUGAUAACAAGUUCAAACAGGUGCCAUUAAUACAGGUAACGAGUGGAGGACAGAGGAGCCUCUUAAAGAAGAAGUUACAGGUCUGUGAGAGCCAGAAAUCUUGCUUGUUUGUAGGUGACCAAAUACUUAUUUUCCACCAUAAUUUGCAAAUAAAUUCAUUAACAAUCCUACAAUGUGAUUUUCUGGAUAUUUUUUUCUCAAUUUUUCUGUCAUAGUUGACGUGUACCUAUGAUGAAAAUGACAGGCCUCUCUCAUCUUUUUAAGUGGGAGAACUUGCACAAUUGGUGGCUGACUAAAUACUUUUUUUCCCCACUGUAGGGCUCUAUAUCAAUCUAUACUGAACAAAAAUAUAAACGCAACAUGCAACAAUUCCAAAGAUGAACAGUUCAUAUAAGGAAAUCAGUCAAUUGAAAUAAAUUCAUUAGGACCUAAUCUAUGGAUUUCACAUGACUGGGAAUACAGAUAUGCAUCUGUUGGUCACAGAUACGAUAACAAAAAAAGGUAGGGGCGUCGAUCAGAAAACCAGUCAGUAUCUGGUGUGACCACCAUUUGCCUCAUGUAGCAAGACAUCUCCUUCGCAUAGAGUUGAUCAGGCUGUUGAUUGUGGCCUGUGGAAUGUUGUCCCACUCCUCUUCAAUGGCUGUGUGAAGUUGCUAGAUAUUGGCGUGAACUGGAACACGCUGUCAUACACAAACAUGCCAAACAUGCUCAAUGGGUGACAUGUCUGCUGAGUAUGCAGCCCAUGGAAGAACUGGGAUAUUUUCAGCUUCCAGGAAUUAUGUACAGAUCCUUGUGACAUGGGGCUGUGCAUUAUCAUGCUGAAACAUGAGGUGAUGGCGGCGGAUGAAUGGCACCACAAUGGGUCUCAGGAUCUCGUCACGGUAUAUCUGUGCAUUCAAAUUGCCCUUGAUAAAAUGCAAUUGUGUUCGUUGUUCAUAGCUUAUGCCUGCCCAUACCAUAACCCCACCGCCACGAUGGGGCACUCUGUUCACAACGUUGACAUCAGCAAACCGCUCGCCCACACGACGCAAUACUGCCAUCUGCCCGGUACAGUUUAAACCGGGAUUCAUCCAGCGUGCCAGUGGCCAUCGAAGGUGAGCAUUUGCCCACUGAAGUCGGUUAUGAGACCAAACUGCAGUCAGGUCAAGACCCUGGUGAGGACGACGAGCACGCAGAUGAGCUUCCCUGAGACUGUUUUUGACAGUUUGUGCAGAAAUGAUUUGGUUUUGCAAACUCACAAUUUCAUCAGCUGUCCGGGUGGCUGGUCUCAGACGAUCCCGCAGGUGAAGAAGACGGAUGUGGAGGUCCUGGGUUGGCAUGGUUACAAGUGGUCUGCGGUUGUGAGGCCGGUUGAACGUACUGCCAAAUUCUCUAAAACAAUGUUGGAGGUGGCUUAUGGUAGAGAAAUUAACAUUAAAUUAUCUGGCAACAGCUCUGGUGGACAUUCCUGCAGUCAGCUUGCAAAUUGCACGCUCCCUCAAAAUUUAAAUAAUCUGUUUCAUUGUGUUGUGUGGCAAAACUGCACAUUUUAGAGUGGCCUUUUAUUGUCUCCAGCACAAGGUGCACCUGUGUAAUGAUCAUGCUGUUUAAUCAGCUUCUUGAUAUGCCACAUCUGUCAGGUGGAUGAAUUUUCUUGGCAAAGGAGAAAUGCUCACUAACAGGGAUGUAAAAAAAAUGUGUGCACAACAUUUAAGAGAAAUACGAUUUCUGUGCAUAUGAACAAUUUCGGGGAUCUUUUAUUUCAGCUCAUGAAACAUGGGACCAACACAUUACAUGUUGCGUUUAUAUAUUUGUUCAGUAUAGAACAGCAUUAUCUCAUUUGGAUGCAAUUUGAAUGGAGUUGAUGGAGAGAGAGAAAGACUGCGAGAGAGUGCUCGCGCAUUCACUGAUUUAAAGCAACAAUAUUCGUGUGAUAGGCUGUUUUAAAACUGCAGCUGCAAUUAAAAAUAUCCAGAUGGAGAUGGGUAAAUUAGACCCGAAUUCAGUCUUUAUAUUACUGUAGCAUAGGCUAUUCUGCAGCAAAUGCAGGCCUACCUGUUACAAGAAUAAAAGUUACCAUGAUGAGAUGAUAGGUCUACAUUUACAUUUACAUUUACAUCAUUUAGCAGACGCUCUUAUCCAGAGCGACUUACAAACUGGUGUAUUCAACUUAUGAUAGCCAGUGGGGGGGGGGGGGGAGGGGGGGUAGAAGGAUUACUUUUAUACUAUUCCAGGUAUUCCUUAAAGAGGAAGGGUUUCAAGUGUCUCCGGAAGGUGGUCAGUGACUCCGCUGUCCUGGCAUCGUGGGGGAGCUUGUUCCACCAUUGGAACAAUGGAUUGUGAACUGCGCUCCAUACUGAGAUGGGCUGUCUGUCCCCACCCUGAGCGUUGAUUCAUCAUGCAGAGGCCGUAGAGAAACCAGAUUUAGACAUUGCAUAUAAUUUAACAGUUCCAUUUCUCGCCAUGCUGUUCAUAUAAAUAAUUUAUUAUAAUUUACUAGUUUCUCGCAGUUAUUUAUCCCUGGAAAAGGGAGUGGUUUUGGGUGGUAAAUCCCGGUAAAUCUCGGUAACCGGGUUCCUGCCAUUCAACCCUAGUGGGGUCAUUCCAAUGAGUUGGGUUCGGGGCUGUUGGAACCGAAGAUGCUGUAUUUAUACCCAGCUUAUGGUGGGUCCGGUACUGCAUUAUAUAGCCUACAAACACCGCUUCCAGAUGCCCCCUGGCGGCGGUUCUAAAUAUUCAGUAUUCAUUCACGUCCUCCUGCUGCAGGAUUCAUUUCCUCCUGCGACGAAAUGGGUCAAAUUAAGAUCUGACAUCUGUAUACACCGUCCAACCAAAUGCUUACUUGCAGGUUCCUUCUUGACAGUGCAACAACAAUAAUAAAUAAGAACAUAAAGUAAAUGACUCAGUAGAAUAGAAUAAACAUUUUAGCACAAGUAUAAUACAGGAAGGAACAAUUUAUAGUCCAAUAUUUACACGUGUAUGGGGGGCAAGUGUUUAAAUUGUGAAGUAUAUAGCAGAGUCUGUUAGCAGCAUGAAUGUAUAUGUGUGUGUAACCAACCAUACUGUUUCUCCUCAGAUCGUAAUAUUGACAAAGAGAGCAUGAAUGAGUUUAUCACCAAGAAAAGGGAGAUGUUUCUGUUGGAGGUAAGAAGGGAACGACGUUCCAUAAAAACUGACCGGGUGAUCAUGUUAUGCUCUUUAUGACAACUGGAAUAUGUCCACAGAUAUUCAGUCUUUAUACGAUACAGAAAUGCUUGAUCAUUGUAUUAAAAGUAAAUGUAUUGUUAUCUAUUCAUCGUCUUUAGUGGUUCCCACUAGUAAGGAGUUGCCUAUGUGCAGGUACAGUCAAUACAAGCUUUCUCAACCAAGUUGCUGGCAUUUCCCACAUCUUGACACCUCCCUCCCUCCCAAUUUCCCACCUCUUGACAUCUCCCUCCCUCCCUCCCCAUUUCCCACCUCUUGACAUCUCCCUCCCACCCUCCCCAUUUCCCACCUUCUUGACAAUCCUUUCCCACCUCUUGACACCUCCCUCCCUCCCCAUUUCCCACCUCUUGACAUCUCCCCUCCCCCCCAUUUCCCACCUCUUGACAUCUCCCUCCCUCCCCAUUUCCCACCUCUUGACACCUCCCUCCCUCCCCAUUUCCCACCUCUUGACAUCCCCUCCCUCCAUUCACCCUUGCCCUCCCCCCCAUUUCCCACCUCUUGACAUCUCCACCCCCUCCCCAUUUCCCACCUCUUGACACCUCCCUCCCUCCCCAUUUCCCACCUCUUGACAUCUCCCUCCCUCCCUCCCCAUUUCCCACCUCUUGACAUCCGUCUCCCUCCCUCCCCACUCUUGACAUCUCCUCCCUCCCCUCCCAUCCCUCCCUCCCUCCCAUCCCUCCCUCCCUCCUCUCCCUCCCUCUCCUUCUUACAUCUCCCUCCCUCCCUCUCCAUUUCUUGACAUCCUCCCUCCUCCAUCCCUCCUCUCCUCUCUCCCCCAUUUCUUGACAUCUCCCUCCCUCCCUCUCCAUUUCUUGACAUCUCCCUCCCUCCCUCCCUCCCUCCCUCCCCAUUUCUUGACAUCUCACUCCCUCACUCCCUCCCUCCCUCCCUCCCUCCAUCCAUCCUCCAUCCCUGCCUGUCCCUUCUCAUCUCUCUCCCAGUACUCCUUGGCUGUGAAGCGUGGAGAGAUCGAGCACCUGGAGAAAAUGGCGGCAGGCGAGGAGAGGAAGCUGAUGCGCGCCGAGCGGUUCCUGGAGGACGACGCCAUCAUGUUCGACGAGUUCCUCAAAGAAAACGACAAGAACUCUGUGGAGGCCAUCAAAGUGUAAUAACAAACAAUAUGGUUGAUGCAUGUACAAUCUAUGUUCCUCUUCUACUUCAUAAAAUCAUAUGGUGUCUCCAUUUUGCACAGUGCUGAGUUAGAGACCAAAGUGAAACUGGAGAAGGUGACUGAGAUCAAGAGGCUCACGACUAGGAUGGUGACCAUUAAGAAGUGGGUAGUACACAGAGCAUUACAGCUAGGAUGGCCAUGGCCUCCCGCCUCAGUAUAAUAUAAGAACUGUUGGCGUCAAUCAACUAUAGUCAAUGCAUGAUGUACAGGAAAAAGUUGUAAAGGUUACACAUCAUGUAUAGCUCAAGGAUGUGUGUGUGUGUGUGUGCGCGCGUUCAUGCGUUUGUUUGGGUGCGUGCAUGCAUGCUCUUCUCCUGCAGUGACAUCUCUAAGUUUGAGGACAUCAUAAAGGAGUACACCAUGUACAAGGAUUUCCUCUUUAAGCUGUCCCCUCCAGAGUGGCAAGAGGCACAGAAGACCAAGACACCCAAAGCCAAGUCUGUCACCAAGGACACGUCCAAAGAGAAAGACAAUGAGAGGGCCACUCCGAAAAGAAGUACUAGUAUAUCUUCUUUCUUAGUGUUUUGUUAUGUAUUGUUGCAUAAAUAUUUGACUUCAGUACUGUGAUGUAGUGGCCUGUAAAAUGGUGAUGGGCUGUUGCAUUUGAUGCUAUAUUGUGUCUAUACUAAAGCGCCUCUUUUUUAUUCUCCGUUUUCUGUCUCUCCCUCUCUCACUUACACACACGUACACACACAGGUGUGGACAGCAGGGCGUCCUUUGCGAGUCGAGAGCUGCCCCCUCUCCGGGAUGCCAGGGCCACCUCUAGACAGUCGAUACGCCAGAGUGACAAACCGUGAGUGUGUGUGUGUGUGUGUGUGUGUGUGUGUGUGUGUGUGUGUGUGUGUGUGUGUGUGUGUGUGUGUGUGUAUGUAUGUGUCACAAAUCACGAGUACAACAGUGGGCCUCAGGGUAUCUAUGGGAGUCACCCAUUGGUGGAAGUGGGUUUGAAUAUGACCAUGUUAUAUGCUAUAAUUUUGGCUAAUUUUAGUGCUGAGUUCCUGUCUUUUCAGGAGCCCUGUGGCAGAACUGGAGACCGACAGCUCUGAAUAUGAGGUUAGUUUCAACUUUAGAAGAUCAGUAUUACACUGGAGGAUAACUGCAUUCUGGCAAAUUUCAUAAACUGACACCAGAAUUGAAUAAAUGAGACGUUUGAAUAAAAAUUGAAUACAGCCUGAAUAUGACUUAAAAUGUCAAGGGCCUAUUUUCUGGACACAGAUUAAGCCCUAAAAAGCAUGCUCAAUGGAUCAGUCUCGACUAAAAUACAUUUUCUCCAUGGGCGCGUUUGAGCAGAUCACUUUUGACCAUCAUUGGUCACCGCCUUCCAGUGUGUUGCAUUAUGGGAAUAAAAAUUAUCCGACUUGCGCCUACACGAAGACUGCAUGAACUCAUGAAGUUAUGACUGCAGUCGACUGCAAGUUUCUGCAGUUGCUCUUCACCAACUUUAUCCUGCAGCCAUCGCCUGGAUUGUGGGAGGCUCUAUUGUCAACGAAUAAUUAUGGUGUUUUUGUUUGAUCCACGUGAACGUGACCAAACACGUGACUGAAACAGAUACCAACUUUGCCGCGAUUCAUGUAUACAGUGGAUAUGUACAAAUGAAUGUGAUAUUUGAGGCUCUCUCUCACUAAUUGAUAGGUCAAUGUACACACAUAUAUUUACAGUUUGUGAGUGUGUAAUAUGGAGGUUGUAGACAUGUUUAUUUCGACAUUACAAAGAAAAACUUGUAUAAACAAUGGCAACACUGCCAUGUUGAGUUGAGCCUUGCUGUUAAAAAAACACAUUAGUGUCCGACUUUUGGCUGUCGCAGAUGCACCUUCACUCCUCGACUUACGUCUGCGUCGGUUGCUUCAGCCUUAACACUUUAAAAGUGCCCCAUGACUAGGAUUAAUCUGAGAAAACCGACCAAAAUCUGAUUAUGUUCAACUUCAACCCCACUAGUCCAUAUAGGCAACCUAGCUUCCUGCUAAAGGAUAUCUUUCCUAUACAACUUACCCAUACUUUUCAACUUACUCUGGAAGAAGUCUAUGGGAGAAUCUCAAUUGCAUUUCCUCGAUUCCUCACGUCCGCUCUCCUCGCCUCUCGUCCGCUCUCCUCGCCUCCUAAUCCAAUGGGUUUUGAGAAGGAGGCAAGGAGAGAUGACGCGAAGAAUCAAGGAAAUGCUAUUGAGAUUCUCCCUAUGUCUCUAUGCCUAUCUGUGUGUGGUGUUUGUCGCCCCCUGCAGGAACACCCAGAGCUGUACUUCACGGACCCCAGGCAGCUGCUGGAGCUGCUUACAGAGCUGGAGGAGCAGAACCUCUCUCUGAUCCAGAACUCCAGGGAGACGGAGGAGGCCCUGGAGGUGUUCAGUAAGGUCAUGGACCAUACAAGGAAAAAGAUGUAAGUAAGACCUGCUGGGGUUAGAGGUCCCCCCCCCUCCCCGCAGUCCCCGCAAAGCGGGUGGGCCCACGAGCUCUGGGGGUGCCGACCUCCCCCCAUCCCCCAGGUGGGGGCCACCAGAGCCCCUAUAGUCCAGUAAAAUCUGGAUUAUGCCUCCCAUUCCAAUUACACUGGUUUGGAUUUCUCCCAUUUUCACCCCAUUCGGGAACUUCGAGGGUUUAUGUCAAAGCCCUUCUAGUAAUGUAAUAGGAUCUCCAGAUAGAAUAUGAACUAAAUGUUUAGAAUUACAGGUAAUUAGCUGUAAAACGGCAAAAUGUUCUCUCAGCCUCAUGGCAACAUUUGUAGAAUAGCAGGAAAUUAGUUUAAAAAAUUAUAAAUGAUCUCAGCCUCAUUGCAAAAUGUGUAGAAUAGCAUGAGAUUAGCUAUAAAACAGCACAUUUCCCUCUUUGCCCCAUGACAAAAUGUGUAGAAUUGCAGAAAAUUAGCUUUAAAAAUACAAAAUUCUCUCAGCCUCAUUGCAAAAUGGGUAGAAUAGCAUGAGAUUAGCUAUAAAACUGCACAUUUUCCUCUCAGCCUCAUGGCGAUAUAAUUAAUAAUAGUAUUCAUUUAAUUUGUAAAGCGCUUUUCUCAGACCAGAGGCGAAAAGAUAAAUAAUAAUACAAAAUAAAUACAUAAAUAAUAAUAAAAACAAAAACACAGAACAUAGAACACAGACAACAAUCAAAGCCAUAUACAGGUUUCGUCAGAUCCGGACGACAUGAGAACAGAAUUAGCAGAGGUCCUUGAAAACAGCACGGUCUUGAGAUGUGCCUUAAAGAAGGACAGAGACUCUGCAGCCCUAAUAGUUCCUGGAAGUGCAUUCCACAGCCUCAGAGCCACGCAACUGAAAGCCCUGUCACCCAUAGUUUUUAGUCUGCUGCAGGGCUGCUUAAGGGAGACAGACCUGGAGGAGCGAAGGGUGUGUGUGGGGCAGAAGGGUAGAAUGAGGUCAGACAGGUACUUUUUCAUAGCUUGGUAGGUGUGGGGAGCUAGUGGAGGUUGAACAGCACUGGAGUGAUGUGCUCGCGGGGGAGGUGUGGGUGAGGACACGUGCAGUACAGUUCUUGAAAUAUUGUAGCCUGUUUAGGCACUUGGCAGAUGCGCCAACAAAAAUGGCAAAUAUGUGUAGAAUUGCAUGAAAUUAGCUUUAAAAAUACAAAAUUCUCUCAGCCUCAUUGCAAAAUGUGUGGAAUAGCAUGAGACCAGCUAUAAAACUGCACAUUUUCCUCUCUGCCCCAUGGCAAUACGUGUAGAAUUGAAGGAAAUGUGCUUUAAAACAGCAACAUUUUCUGUCAGCCUCAUGGCAAAAUGUUAAGAAUAGCAAGAUAUUAGCUAUAUAAAUUCUAAUUUUUCUCUUUGCCACAUGGAAAAAUGUGUAGAAUUGUAGGAAGGGGAGCCUUGCUCAGACCUGGCGGGGGGCCCUGCGAAACUGCGGUAGGCCACUGGCUCGGACUACCACAAAGUUAUUGUAGAAAGGAAAUGAUUUUGACUGACAUUGACAAGAGCUAGGAUGUUUUAUGUCAUGAGUACCCUUCAUAGUUCCUUCUCUCUCUUUCCUCACCUGCAUUCGUUUCUAUGUGUGUGCGCGGCUGUGCACCAUUCUUCUCUCCCCCCUCUCUGUAGGGAGCUGGAGACCAUCCAGCUGACCCAGCAGAUAGACAUCAUGACCCACACCAUCCAGAGGGAGAAGGAACGGGCUGCCGAGCUGGAGCUGAGGGCCCGCCUCUUCAAUUUUGGGAAGUACAAAUCCGCUGACCAGGUAGGAGAAAGAAAAGUUGCCCUUGAGACAAUGAUCUAAAGUCUGUUCGUCUCUAAUGGUCGAUGUUAGGAUUUGGGGAAGGUAAGCAAAUCCUAGAUCUGUGCCUACUAACAAUGGGACAGGUCACUGACGGUUAUGCAGAGGAUCAGAGGAAAUGCUAAUAUCAGUAGUGAGCCAGUCAUUGGCCUUAGAUCAUAUAGAUCUUUCUCUCUCACCUCUUUGUUCCUCCACUGUAGGAUUGUAUGCUGGACUCCCUGGGCGCUAAGGUGGAGGAGGUGUACCGGGGCUGCGUGGGCGACAAAGAGGCCAACCUGAGCACGCUGCAGAUGCUGACGGUUAUCGAGAGCCGCCUGGGCGAGCUGCUGGAGAACGUGGAGAUGAUCCCCAAGGAGCAGCUGCUGAUGGCCGAGAGGACCAAGGAGAAGGAGAGGAGGCUUAGGUGCGGGAGAGUUGGAACGCAGCUUCGUAUGACCAUCAUAUAGGCUAGUCACGUUGGCCCCAUUCCAUUUCAAUCUCUAGGUCUUAAGGAUCUAAGCUUUAGCCUCUGCCUAGUGCCCAUGGUUGGUUGAUGCAUAGUGGAAGAAACUACUUUGGUGUGCUGGUGUCAUAGGCAGCAAUUUGACUUGGGCCCCGUUCCAAUUGGUGUUCCAUGUGGUAGCUGGGUGCCAGAGCUGAGUUUCUUUCAGUUUGAAGCACAUUUGUGAAGUUGACAUCUAGACUGGAGAUUUAAAUGAAUCUACCCUUCUCCUCCUUUCCCCCCCAUGAUCCUUUGCUUCCUUUCUGUAGGCUGCGUGAUGAGAAGAUGCAUCAGGCAAAGCAGCACCAGGAGGAGAGGCUGAAGAGGGCCCUGGAGAGAGCCCAGGCCGACAUCAAGAAAACAGUCAGUCACACAAUCUGCCUCAACACCACACCAUUACGAUCCUACAGGCAAAAGUUAUGACCAAAGUUCUGGGCAGAAAAUCAGUGUGAAACAUGACAUUUCCAUUAAUGCCUAUAACCCAGAUUACAUUGCGUAACUAAGGGCUGGAUUCAGUCCGUAUCGCGGAAGAUCCGCAUAAAAAUGUUAAGGUAAUUUACGACUGAGCCGACAUAUGCAGCAUUUACUAUGAAUGCAGGAACAUUGCCUUUAAAUUUCAAUCGAGCUAUACCGUGGAUCCUCUGCGAUCCUUCCACGAUAUGGAUUGAAUGCAGCCCUAAACCACUGGUUUAGUUACCUUGGGGACUGUUCUAUUAUAUGGUAGAAAUGGAGAAUAAGCAUAACAUUUGAUAAAUAUCCAGAGUUCAUGUCAUAUAAUUAAUUGUACUACAGAAACCAUACCAUAGUGUUCUCUUCAUUUGACGAUGCUAACAUUUAGGCCCUUUUCUCCAGACUGGCAAGAAACUGAUGGCCAGAUCGCAGCCCCCUGCCAGCAAGCUGAAGACCAGCCAGGUGCAUGACAUCUCAGACAAGGAGAAAGAGGAGCAGGUCUACUUCUUCACCUAAAGGGCCGAGUCAGUCAUAACACAGCCCCUACGCCGUUACUGACCAGAACUCAUUUCAUCUGUUUUGGCCUAUUGUGGGGCUGUGACUGACUCACUGUAAAUACUGACGAAUAAUUGGGUAUGACAUGACUGGUAUAAGUAAGGCUUAUCAAACGUCCCUAUUGGACACUGGUGAUGUCACAUGAUGGGAUAGGUCCUACUUCUUUGAAACUGGGUGGUUGUUUAUAUUGACUUGGCGGGGAGCAUGUGGACUUUCUUUUGGUGGAGAGCUUUAUUGGGCAGGUGGACAGUGCUCUCACCACACAUUUUAUAGACUUGGAUUAUUUUGUCAUACCAGAUGUACAAUAUUUUUCCAAUAUCAGAUUUUGAUUACAAUAUUUAGCCAUACCAGAUUACGUUUUAUGACAUUUCUUAUCCUUUAUAUUAUUGAUAAUCUAUUGUGCUUCUUUACCUGAUCAUAUAUGAAUAGCAGAUGGACUACAUGCGAUGAACAAAUGAAUACACAUUUCACAAUAAAGCUCUACUCUUGCCUCUGGUGAAUUCAAUGUGAACCUAUAAUCUAUAUAACCCCAGAGUGAAACCAGG
Messenger RNA from Coregonus sp. 'balchen', 20589 nucleotides. The record is from the annotation of a GenBank genome assembly. NCBI's taxonomy places the organism in Eukaryota, Metazoa, Chordata, Actinopteri, Salmoniformes, Salmonidae.